Molecule: messenger RNA, 1899 nt
Organism: Aspergillus luchuensis
Lineage: Eukaryota; Fungi; Ascomycota; Eurotiomycetes; Eurotiales; Aspergillaceae
Product: nucleic acid/nucleotide deaminase domain-containing protein
Exons: 2
Coding region: 1-1899 (632 amino acids)
Source: RefSeq, a predicted model, not a curated record
AUGGCCACAGCCCCCAAUCCCAUCAUUGUUUGUGCGGAGAAUAUUUCCAUAUCCUACCUACUUCGCAGUAUACCAACACGCCCAUCACGCAAUCAUACUGAAUCUCUGUCGGCGCUUAAACGACGCUCUACACUGCCUUUCGACACGGAGCGCAAACUGGUCGGCACACUAGCUUUCAUUGCAUAUAGGAAAGAUGACGUUGAACAUAUCCCAGCUUUAUGCUUAGAAGAGGAUCCUGUAUCAGGCUGCUUGAAGGUGAUAUUUGCUGUGAAUAAAGUGAGUUAUAAUGAUGGUGAGGAUGCGAUUUGUCGGAUCCAGCAGGGACUAGAGCAUAUAUUCGCAAUCCUCGCGACUGUUUCUGAGUCAAGUUGCUAUGAAGACAUGGGCAACCAGGUCAUUACCGCUGUGGUUUCCAUGUGCUCGUCCCGCAUACUGUCUCGGUUGCGACUGGCCGUUUCUGCGAGAAACACGAAACGCCCCUUUAAGGACACGCUUCGAGAAGCUCUGUUAGCUGUGAAGAUUGUUGGGAAGGAUCUAAAAAACAGGGCGCUGUUGGAAACCGUACGCAGCUUUACCAUGAGAGCGAGGGACGUCGAGAAACUUCUUGACUCGUGGUCCCAAUAUCAAGUUGACACACGUUUAGUAGGGGUUGUGGAAGGAAUUUAUCGACUACAGCAGAUCGUGGGACUCGCUGAUUUGAUUUGCAUCAUUCCAAAUAAGGAAAUGAGCCCCUCCUUAAGGCAGAGUUUGCUGAAUAUCAUAAACAAGGUCGCCAGGUAUUGGGAAGUCGCGAGGUUCCUAUACCGUACGGCGAAGAAAUUCCCGUUGGCUCGAGCGAUGAGAACAGCUCCUGUUUGCCUUCCCAAGGAGGCGUUUUCUACCCCAAUUUUAACUGGAUAUGCUCCUGAUUUACGGGCCAAGAUCGCCGAAGCUGCUCCGAGAGGCAGUCAACAGAAGCUUCUCAGAGAAAUUUGCGCAAUAUUGAAGAUCAAUCAGCAGGAGCUUAUUAACAAGUACACUUCUCAGGUCAUGCGAACCUUGACUACCGCAAAAAUCCAUGCUGAGAUUCAGAUAAUUGCCCACUGCGAACUACAAAACCCGCGGAUAUUACCGCGAGUGAUCUGCUCGAGCAAGGAUGCCUGUUUUCUCUGCAACUUGUGUCUUCGGCUGUACCAGAAAAUAUACACCCCAAAAUCGCACGGAAGACUAUAUCCAGGCUGGAGGCUACCUUUCCUACCCCAACUAGCAGGGUUAGAGCAAGGUUUUUGCAAGGCUCUUGAGAAGCAUUACACAGAGACUUGUGGAACACUUCUGUCAACUCGCCGAGGAACCAUCUAUCCAGAUCCGAACGAGAGCACCUUGUUUACACUUCCAUUAUCUAGGACUACUACAAGGGAUUCAGUGGUAUCAAGGCCUUCUGGUCGUGUCGCUGAGUUACCAGGAUCAAGCCAUAUUAGCAUGGGAACUGCGAAGAGCGAGCCACGUACAGAGAAGACGGAUACUCCAACAAACGAUCCAACCCCAUCGCACCACUACGCGAAGUCAAUGGAGACGGAGUUAGACCGUUGCACAUUGAUGCGAAGUUCGAGGACGUAUGGAUUUCUAACCCCAGGAGAGUCCUCGGAAGUGUACAAAGUUGGCUUCUCGCGCUCCCUGCAAAUACAUAUCGAGCAUGCUACGGGUUCGAAUAAUCUCACAUAUUAUCUGGAGUGGUUGGGUAACGACGAAGCUGCGGAAGUUCGAGGGAAAGCCUCUGCACCGCAGGUAAUUGACACAGAGCGUCUAGAGAGCAUAGUCGCCUUGCACGAGCAGGAAACAUUGUACCUUAUUAAAAAGGACACUGUGUUGAAGGUUGGCUGGGCUAGUGAGACGAAGGACGCUGCUCUUAGGAGGUCAUGA